CGCUCUCUCACUAUAAUAUUAUAUAUAGAGAGGAGGAUAUGCAAUCAUAUGCAACAUAAGAUUAAAUUAUAGGGAAAGAAAGAUAAGAGAGAAGAUCAGCAGUGGGCGAUCGAGGAACAAUAAUAUAAUGCGACUGGGGAAGUAUGAGAUUGGGAAAACUCUUGGGCAUGGCAAUUUCGGGAAGGUCAAAUAUGCUAUUAAUUUUGAAACUCAACAACCUUUUGCUGUCAAAGAACUUGAUAAGACUAAGAUUAUCGAUCUUAAUAUCACUCAUCAGUUUAAAAGGGAAAUUUACACACUCAAACUUCUCAAGCAUCCAAACAUAGUGAGGCUACAUGAGGUAUUAGCUAGUAAAAGCAAAAUUUACAUGGUCCUUGAGUACGUCAAUGGCGGAGAAUUGUUUGAUACAAUUUCAUCUAAGGGAAGGUUAUCAGAAGCUCAAGGCAGAAAAAUCUUCCAACAAUUACUUGACGGUGUGAGUUAUUGCCACCGUAAAGGCGUUUACCACAGAGAUAUUAAGCUGGAGAACAUACUAAUUGAUGCGAAUGGAAACGUUAAGAUAACUGACUUUGGCUUAAGUGCUUUACCUGACCAUUUUAGGGGUGAUGGUUUGCUUCACACAACAUGUGGAAGCCCAAACUAUGUGGCACCAGAGAUUCUUGCUAAUAGAGGAUAUGAUGGUGCAGCCUCAGAUAUAUGGUCUUGUGGUGUCAUCUUGUUUGUUAUUCUCACUGGAUCUCUUCCUUUUGAUGAUAGAAAUUUGUCUGUUCUUUAUCAUAAGAUUUUGAAAGGAGAAAUCCAUCUACCAAAGUGGCUAUCACAAGGAGCCAAAAAUUUGAUAAGAAGGAUUCUUGAUCCUAACCCUAAGUCUAGAAUAACAAUGGCAUCUAUCAAAAUGGAUGAUUGGUUUAGAAAGGAUUAUCGUCCAGCCUAUCUUGAUGAUGAAGAAGAAGAUACACACACUAACGAAGCUAUAUCCUUCUCAAUGCAUCAAGUGCCAUCUUAUCUCGAGGGAAAGUGUUCAGAAUCUCCCACAACUAUAAAUGCUUUUCAACUCAUUGGAAUGUCUUCAUGCUUGGACCUUUCAGGUUUCUUUGAGAAAGAGGACAUUUCUGAGAGAAAGGUUAGAUUUACCACCAUUCACUCUACAAAAGAAGAUAUCCUCAAGCGGAUGGAGGAUGUUGUAACUGAUAUGGGGUUUCUUGUCCAGAAGAAAGACAGAAGGUUGAAAGUAAAGAGAGAGGAAAAGGAUGAGAAUGGUAUGGCCACCAUACUUUCAAUAUUAGCAGAGGUUUUUGAGAUAAGUCCGUCAUUAUACGGUGUAGAAUUAAGAAAGUUGCGUGGAGAUUUAUCUUCGUAUCGACAGUUGUGUAAAAUAUUAUCUAGUGAUUUGGGUAUCCCCUCCAGCCAAGACUCUCGAUGAUCAUUACAUACAAACCCUACAUUUUUUUCUAUUAUUUUUUAUUUUUUUAUUUUCUAGGAAUGGUAGAGAAUUUGUAAUUUUAUAUUUAUGAAAUUGGUGAGGAUAAUAUUUAUCAAUAAAGUUGGGGGGAUUUGUCACGUUGAAUAUUC
This is a messenger RNA of Cucumis sativus (cucumber), 1572 nucleotides long. Its product is annotated as CBL-interacting serine/threonine-protein kinase 1. The record is from RefSeq and is a predicted model, not a curated record. Bases 128 to 1423 code for a protein of 431 amino acids. Gene Ontology annotation, biological process: protein phosphorylation; signal transduction. Lineage: Eukaryota; Viridiplantae; Streptophyta; Magnoliopsida; Cucurbitales; Cucurbitaceae. The transcript has 12 exons. Gene Ontology annotation, molecular function: protein kinase activity; ATP binding.